UGUUUUUAAAAAAAUUGUGAUGGCAAUAUAACGUGAAAGCAAAUUUGGCAUAAAAUUGUCCACAUCACUAAACUAUAGUAGAGUAUUAAAUUGAAGGGAAGCUCAUGACCUCAUCCAUAAAAUUGAAGUGCUAUUCUAUUUCUAUCUCAUUCUUUCUCGGACCAUUGAAGUGUCCUCAAGCAUUUUUUUUUACUAAUAAACCCUCCUCCUUGGCUUUCUACCAUUGAUCUUCAAUCAAAGAAAAUCCUACAUAUAUUAGAAUGUUGAUGAGCACACUCUUCAACUCCAUUGACCCCUUUCAUCUCAAAACCUCUUCUUUUUUCCCAAAUUCACUUUCCACUAAUCUCACUUUAUCCUUCAGACCCAAUUCCCCAAUUGCCGCCCCUCGUAGACCCAUUAAAUGGCACAUCAGUGCUUGUGCAGCUGGUCAAGAAAUCGAUAUGGAAAGAACCAAACAAGGAUUAUACACAGCAAAGCCUAAGAAAGUUGUAAUCUUGUGGGACUUAGACAACAAACCACCACGAGGCCCACCGUACGAGGCUGCCAUGUCGCUGAAAAGGGUAGCACAAUGUUUUGGGGAAGUUGUGGAUAUGUCUGCAUAUGCUAAUCGCCAUGCUUUCAUACAUCUUCCUCAAUGGGUUGUUGAAGAAAGGCGUGAAAGACGACAUCUUGAUGUUCUUGAACGUAAAGGGGUUGUAACCCCAUCUGAACCUUACAUAUGUUCUGUAUGUGGACGAAAAUGUAAGACCCAUAUGGAUUUAAAGAAGCAUUUUAAGCAGUUACACGAAAGGGAAAGGGAAAAAAAGCUUAGUCGAAUGAGGUCACUAAAAGGCAAGAAAAGACAGAGAUUUAAAGAGAGGUUUGUUGUUGGUAAUUAUAAGUAUAUAGAGGCUGCUAAGAGUUUGAUAACACCCAAAGUGGGUUAUGGUUUAGCAUCUGAAUUGAGAAGAGCUGGAGUUUAUGUAAAGACUGUGGCAGAUAAGCCACAGGCAGCAGAUUGGGCAUUGAAAAAGCAAAUGCAGCAUUCAAUGAGUAGAGGGAUUGAUUGGUUGUUUUUGAUUUCUGAUGAUUCAGAUUUUUGUGAUAUGUUGAGGAGGGCAAAGGAAGCAAAUUUGGGAACAGUAGUUGUUGGGGAUUGGGACAGGGCAUUGGGGAGGCAUGCUGAUUUAUGGGUUCCAUGGAAUGGGGUAGAAAAUGGAGAGAUAACAGAGAAGGAUUUAGUGUUGAAGAGUGAGAGGAGGAGGGAGUCUUGGGAUAGAAGUAAUGCACGGUUUUCUGUAAGUGAGUUCAAUGGUGGGAUAAGAGAGGAGGGUACUAGUUUAGGAAGUUUGAUGGAUGACAUUGUUGAGAAGUUGGAGUCUUCUGGCACGAGGAUUUCAGCUUUCUCCGAAGGGGAGGAGGAUGAAGAACUGGAUGAGGAUGACUGGCUUCGAGCAAGAUCAGAUCAAUUAGGUGAUGAUGAAUAUAAUACAGAGAACUUCAUAGUCAGCGACGAAGAGGAAGGGGACUACUUCUUGGACAGUGAGGACGAAGAUACAGGUGAGAUUUUAUAAAGUGCUGAACUGCUGAUGAAAGCAAUAAGACAAACAACAGUUUGGCAUUGGUUUGUCGAAAGAUUUAUGCGAAUUGAUUGAGAUAAAGCGUAUGCUCUGUGAAAAUGAGGUUUUAUGAAAGGUGGCUAAAGCAAUUUGACAUAUUGACCAAGUCUGUCUUUGUCAGUUAAGCUAUCUUAGAGUAUGUGAGGUAACACAGAUGUAAUCUGACCUUUGAUAAUGAAAAUAUUGCUUUGAAAGUUUACAGUGGUUGUAUUCCUUUCACAAAAUUUCUACAAGGUCAUGUUGUGCUUCUUAGCUUAGGGGAACAUUGUCACAUAUUUGAAUAUAAUACACGACUAAUUCCAUUUUUGGGAUUCCCUUCAAA
Messenger RNA from Solanum dulcamara, 1920 nucleotides. RefSeq lists its product as uncharacterized. The record is from RefSeq and is a predicted model, not a curated record. The transcript has a single exon. Lineage: Eukaryota; Viridiplantae; Streptophyta; Magnoliopsida; Solanales; Solanaceae. Bases 261 to 1553 code for a protein of 430 amino acids.